Paramisgurnus dabryanus is the source of this 1184-nucleotide messenger RNA. The record is from RefSeq and is a predicted model, not a curated record. NCBI's taxonomy places the organism in Eukaryota, Metazoa, Chordata, Actinopteri, Cypriniformes, Cobitidae.
GCGCGGCGCAGUAGAAUCGGGCGCGCGCAUGUCAGGAAGGCGCAGUUUACUGUAGACGCUUCAGCUAUUGUACGGGCAAACUUCAUCUGUAGGAUCACUCAAGAUGGACGCGUGCGCACAGAUGUGUAAAUGUUUCCUGAUCUUGUUUAACAUUGUGUUCGCAUUGUUGGGUUUCGGGAUGGUCAGUCUGGGUCUCUGGUUGAGGUUCGGUGCUGAAACAAAAGGAUUUUUUGACAUUGAUCUGAACACUGCACAGUUUACUAUCGGUGUAAUUGUGUUGAUGGUCACUGGCGCAUUGAUGUUAGUGGUUGCUGUGAUUGGUAAUUGUGGAGCGUGUUGCGGGAGUAAAUCAGCUCUUGGUGCGUUCUCUUGUCUGGUGACUGUACUGAUGACUGUUGAAAUAACAGCAGGUGUGAUGGCCUUCAUCUGGAGUAAAUCGGUCUCAGAGGAGUUGGCCAAUUUCUACAUCACAAUCUACACUCAGUAUCUCAACACCCAGGCUGCAGGUCAAGCUGUUACCCUCAAAUUCUUAAGCAAUGCUUUUGACUGUUGUGGUAUUGGAGGAGCCAUUGAGGUGUUGGCACGAGACACGUGUCCUGAAGGCAGCUUAAUCCAGCAGAUCACAUACUCUAGUUGUCCCGAUGUGAUUAAGGGUAUGUUUCAGACGAAAGCUCCACUGGUUUUGGGUGGUUUUCUUGGAACGGCUGGAAUCAUGUUGGUGGCGCUGGUGUGCAGCAUUGUCAUCAGAAGACAAAACUCACCAUCUCACAUGUCUCCACCAGCAUACGUGCUCCUCACGUCUCCAGAUUCUGUGCCGUACCCUUCACCAGAUUACCAUCAGCAGCACAUCUAACUUGCUUCUCUCUCUCUCUCUCUCUCUCUCUCUCGGUCUGUCUGUCCCUUUUUCUCGCUCUCUCUUUCUUGGUCUGUCUCGGUCUGUCUCUCUCUCUCUCUUGCAGCUGGUGGCGCUGGUGUGCAGUUGUAUUCUGAGCAACAGUUUAAAGACGUCUCUGCCCAUUUACUGAGAGACAACCCAUCUGUCUGAGUCUGUUGAAAGUAAACUGCUCAAUAUUGUUACAUUUUAUUAAAAUGUUUUCAUGUAUUGUUUGGUCAUUUGAUUUCAAUGUUUAACUCUGUUUUGUGUUACUCUCGACUAUAAUACAUUAAAGACACUUUAAAAAGCA